Molecule: messenger RNA, 1284 nt
Organism: Ilex paraguariensis (yerba mate)
Lineage: Eukaryota; Viridiplantae; Streptophyta; Magnoliopsida; Aquifoliales; Aquifoliaceae
Source: the annotation of a GenBank genome assembly
AUGUUGGAAUCUGGGAGGAGUUUUAUUCGGAGUGGCUCACUGCUUGGGGGCUUUCCCUUUGAGUUGUCCGUGGUGUUGAUGUUGGUAUGUGAGAAGAACAAAGGGAUUGUUAUGGGGAAGAAGAUGGUUGUUGGAAGAGGUGGCUGUGCAGUAUCAAGGUUAUGCAGAGUAGCAAGGGUUGCAGAGAAUAAUGGAGAUAAUGGGAGCUGGGGGAGUUCCACAGGAAGAGGAAAGAGGAGAGCUCUGUCAACAGAGAGCAAGUCAUCAGAUCCCAAUAUCCCCAUAUGUUCACAAACUUACAACCAUAAGAAGAAAAACUACAUCUGGGUGAUAGGAAUUUUGUUGGCAAUUGUUAUUGUUGGAGUUAUCUUAUUUCUAAACCGUCGGUUUAGUAAAGAAAAAGCUUCCUUUUUCCCAUAUGACGUCAAAAUUUACCAUCGUUUAAGUUUUGAUCAACAUGAGAUCAUUGAGGCCAUGGUUGAUAAGAACACAGUCGGGUAUGGAGGAUCUGGGACACUGUACAAAAUUAAGUUGAGGAACAGGGAAGUUGUAGCUGUAAAGAAGCUCCGGAGUGGGAAAGCUAAAGAUUCUGUUUCUGAUGAUGAAUUGUUCCUAGACAAGGGACUGAAAACUGAGGUUGAGACUCUAGGAAGUAUAAGGCACAAGAACAUUGUGAAAUUGUAUUGCUACUUCUCCAGUUUGGAUUGCAGCUUGUUAUAUGAGUACAUGCCAAAUGGAAACCUUUGGGAUGCACUUCACAGAAGAAAGAUCCUUUUGGAUUGGCCCACUCGUCAUCAGAUUGCCUUGGGGAUUGCACAGGGUUUGGCUUAUCUUCACCAUGAUCUCUUGCCACCAAUUAUUCACACAGACAUCAAGUCGACCAACAUCCUACUGGAUGUCGAAUAUCAGCCAAAAGUUGCGGACUUUGGCAUAGCCAAAGUUUUUACAAGCAAGAAAUAUGCGUAUUCUUCUAAGGCAACAACCAAGUGUGAUGUCUACAACUUUGGUGUCAUACUCAUGGAAUUAAUAACCGGGAAGAAGCCUGUGGAGGCGGAGUUUGGAGAGAACAAGAAUAUCAUAUAUGGGGUUUCAACCAAAGUGAAGACGAAAGAAGGAGCUAAGGAGGCCUUAGACAAGCAAGCGUCAAGGUUGUUCAAGGAUGAGAUGAUCAAGGUACUCAGGAUUGCCAUCCAUUGCACAUGUGGCACCACAGCCCUUCGCCCAACCAUGAGUGAAGUUGUUCAGUUGUUGAUUGAGGCAGAUCCCUGCAAAUUUGAUUUGUGA